Cladophialophora psammophila CBS 110553 is the source of this 1518-nucleotide messenger RNA. RefSeq lists its product as uncharacterized. Gene Ontology annotation, molecular function: iron ion binding; oxidoreductase activity, acting on paired donors, with incorporation or reduction of molecular oxygen; heme binding. Bases 1 to 1518 code for a protein of 505 amino acids. The record is from RefSeq and is a predicted model, not a curated record. The transcript is spliced from 4 exons. Lineage: Eukaryota; Fungi; Ascomycota; Eurotiomycetes; Chaetothyriales; Herpotrichiellaceae.
AUGGAUUCCGGGGGCACGUACAAAUAUUUCGGCUUGGUUGGACUGUGCCUUGUGCUUUUUCUGGCGUACCGUGUCGGCAUCGUCGUGUACAAUCUCUAUGUCCAUCCUCUCGCCCGCGUCCCCGGACCAAGGCUGUACGCGGCGUCCAACAUCCCGUACGCGUGGGCGCUGAUUGGCGGCAAGUGGACCUACACGCUCAAGGACCUCCACGACAAGUACGGACCGGUGGUGAGAUUCGCCCCGGACGACGUGUCGUUCAUCUCGGCGGGCGCAUGGAAGGCCAUCUACGGCCACCGCACAGGCGGCGAGCCCAACUUUGAAAAGGACCGACGCCUGUACCGCGGGUCCAAGACCGACACCAGGAGCAUCCUCGUGGCCGGCGAUGCGGACCACAGCCGCAUGCGGCGGUCGCUCGCCCACGCCUUUUCCGAAAAGGCCCUGCGCGGCCAGGAGGACAUUAUGCAGGGGUACAUCGGGCUGCUCGUCAAACGGAUGAGAGAGAUAGCAUCGUCAUCCUCCUCGCCCACCUCGCCGGCCGCCGCAGUCGUCGACCUGGCCAAGUGGUACAACUUUACCACCUUCGACCUCAUCGGCGACCUGGCCUUUGGCGAGCCGUUCGGCUGCCUGCAGAGCGGCGGCUACCACCCGUGGGUGGCCAUGAUCUUUGGCGGCUUCAAGUUGUCCGCCUUCAACCAGGCCCGCAAACGGUUUCCCUGGCUGAUGCCCCUGACGCAGCACUUCUUGCCGAAACGCCUGCUCACUCAACAAGGCCAACAUUUCCAGAUGAGUUUCGACAAAGCCAAGGGCCGGGCCGUGAGCGGCGUCAAGGACCGCGAGGACUUCAUGUCGUACAUCCUCCGACACAACGACGAACGCGGCCUGACCCCCGACGAAAUCGGCGAGAAUUCCAACAUUUUGAUCGUCGCGGGGAGUGAGACGACCGCAUCGCUGCUCAGCGGCACCACCUACUACCUGCUUCGCAACCCAGACACCUACAAAAGACUCGUCGCCGAGAUUCGCUCCUCGUUCGACAAAGAAAGCGACAUCAAUCUCGUCGCCGUCGGCAACCUCAAGUACCUGCUCGCCUGCCUCGACGAAGGACUUCGCCUCUAUCCACCCGUGCCUUCUGCGCUCGGCCGCAACGUCGCGGCGGGCGGUAAAGAAAUUGAAGGAUUUUUCAUUCCUGAAAACACCACCGUCUCGGUUCCUCACUGGCCCGCCUACCACUCAGAGUACAACUUCCAUCGCGCUGAUGACUUCUGCCCUCAACGUUGGCUAGGCGAUGCCGAAUUUGCCAAUGACAACAAAGACGUUCUCCAACCGUUUCAGUUUGGCCCUCGAAACUGUCUCGGCAAAAGCCUGGCGUACGCCGAAAUGCGUCUCAUCCUCGCCCGAAUGCUGUGGAACUUUGACCUUGAGCUGCAACCUCAGAGUGUAGGCUGGGAGAAGCAGCUCAUCUUCAACUUUUGGGAGAAAGGGCCCAUGUAUGUGAAGGUGAUCCCGCGUCGACUGGACUGA